Engraulis encrasicolus (European anchovy) is the source of this 3645-nucleotide messenger RNA. RefSeq names its product macrophage mannose receptor 1-like. The transcript is spliced from 18 exons. Lineage: Eukaryota; Metazoa; Chordata; Actinopteri; Clupeiformes; Engraulidae. The record is from RefSeq and is a predicted model, not a curated record. Bases 1 to 3645 code for a protein of 1214 amino acids.
AUGGAGGAGGAUUGGCCACUCAAGUUCCAUGUGGUGAAAGAGAGUUUGAGUUGGAGAGAAGCUCGGCAGACCUGCAGAGAGGAGUUCACUGACCUGGCCACCAUUUACAACAUGGCAGAGAUAAAUGAGAUCAAGAGAGUGAUGCAGGCUGCAGAUGUGGGAGACGGGUGGAGGGUCUGGAUUGGGUUGAGGCAGGGCAGAUGGCAGUGGACUCUGGCUGCUAACUCACGACGCAUUACCACAGGGAGAAACUUCACACACCCCUUUGUGCUGGUUGAAGAUGGGAAGAACUGGACAGAAGCUCAGAGAAACUGCAGAGAGAAACACACAGACCUGUCCACCAUCAGGAACCAGGCUGAGAAUGACGAGAUCGUAGGUCUACUUACAGGACAAGAAUACCAUGUCUGGAUCGGCCUUUUCAGAGAUGCCUGGAAGUGGUCAGAUGGCAGCAGCUCCACCUUUCGCCACUGGGUAGUUGGGCAAACCAGCCAUAUGGAGGUGGUGUCUCCUCAGCCUCCCUUUUACUAUGGAGAAGAAGUCAUCCUCAGGUGUGACAUACCAGAGUACAAAGGACAGCAUCAGUAUGUUUGGCUAAAGAACAACAGCCCAGUUUCUAAUCAGACCAACCAGACCAUCAUCAUCAUCCACCCAGGUCACUACCAAUGCCAUAGAGAUAGAAGCGGUUCUUCAGUGGAACCCUACAUGAGCAAACCUGUUGACAUUAAAUACCAGGAUCUCCCUGCUUCUACAGUGGAGGUGGUGUCUCCUCAGAGUCCCUUUUACUCUGGAGAUAACGUCACCCUGAAGUGCAAUGCAAUGAACUACACAGACUGGUAUCAGUAUGUUUGGUUUAAUAAGAGCAGUGAAGUUGUUGAUAAGACCAGUCAGACCAUCAUCAUCACACUCCCCCUAGAGGCAGACAAGCUGGUGCUGGUUCAUCAAAAUAAGACCUGGUUGGAUGCUCUGCAGUACUGCAGACAGCACCAUGUGGACCUGGUGUCUGUGUCCUCUGAGAAGGUCCAACGCUGGGUGGAGGGGUGGGCUAAAGGAGCCUCAUCUCCCCACGUGUGGCUAGGCCUGCGCUACCAGUGCAGCUUUGGCUUCUGGUUCUGGGUCAGUGGAUACUCCGUCUGCUACGACAACUGGGCCUCAGAUGCAGACAGAAUGCCGGGCUGUGACAUAGCUGGGGGGGCAGUCGGAAGAGACGGGGGCCAGUGGGUCAGCCUGCAAGAGACUCAGGCACUCAACUUUAUCUGCACCGAUGAUGAGUGUGUGUCGCAGGUGGCAUACGGGGAGAAUGCGAUUGUUUUGGGGAAGCUGGGGAAUAUCCUCUAUUCUCUAGCCAUCAUCGGGAUGGAACUGUGCCUUGCAAGGUUUUGUUUUGAGGAACAGACAGUUCUGGACGGCAAGAAGAACCUAAUCAACUCUCUGCAAUUCCAUAAGGUGGUCAAUAAGAAGACCUGGAAAGAAGCUCAGCAGUACUGCAGAAAGGAGUUCACUGACCUGGCCACCAUAGACAACAUGACAGAGAUAGAUGAGAUCAAGAGUAUGAUCCAGGAUGACCACGAUAUGAAGCCUGAGGAUGGGGUUUGGAUUGGGCUGAAAUGGAAUGGGAGCAGUCUUAAGUGGCAGUGGUCUCUGGCUGAUGAGGGAUUCAAUGGAGAGAAUGAAGCCAAGUUCCGGAACUGGGAUGGCGAGCAACCUGAAGGUCGUGCUGGUGAAGACUGGGCAAAUUCCACUCAUCCCUAUGUGCUGGUUGAAGAGAAGACAAAUUGGACAGAAGCUCAGGAAUACUGUAGAGAGAAACACACCGACCUGGCCAGCGUGAGGAACCAGACAGAGAAUGCCAAUAUCACAGGUCUACUUACUGGACGAAAAGGCCAUGUCUGGAUCGGCCUGUUCAGAGAUCCUUGGGAGUGGUCAGAUGGCAGCAGCUCCUCCUUUCGUCACUGGGACGUUGGAGAACCCAACUAUGGUGACGCUAACCGGCAAUUCUGCACACAGGUUCGGAAAAGUGGAUUGUGGAAUGACGUAGGCUGCCACAAUGACGCUACAUUUAUCUGCUAUGAAGACAAGCUGGUUCUGGUUCAUCAGAACAAGACCUGGAUGGAGGCCCUGCAGUACUGCAGACAGCACCAUGUGGACCUGGUGUCUGUGUCCUCUGAGAAGAUCCAACGCUGGGUGGAGGGGUGGGCCAAAGGAGCCUCAUCUCCCCAUGUGUUUCUAGGUCUGCGUCACUCCUGCACUUUUGGCUUUUGGUUCUGGGUCAAUGGAGACUCUGUCUGCUAUGACAACUUUGCCUCAAAUGAGCAGAGAAAUCCGCAGUGUGCAGGGGGAAAUACGCCGCAUGUGGGGUCAGUCAGAAGAGACAGGGGCAAGUGGGUCAGCCGGCCAGGCACUGAGAAACUCAACUUCAUCUGCACCGAUCAUGAGUGCUGCUGCGACUGCUGUCCACCCGGAUGCAGCAAGUGCGCAUCGGGCUGCGUGUGCAAGGGCAGAGCCUGUGACGCCAGCUGCUGUCACAAACAAAAUGCAGAGUUAACAUCUUCUAAAAAGUUCUAUGUAGUGAAGGCGAAUAAGACCUGGACUGAAGCUCAGCAGUACUGCAGGGCACGGUUCACUGACCUGGCCACCAUAGAUAACAUGGCGGAGGUGGACAAGAUCAAGAGUAUGAUGAUCCAGGAUAAAGAUAUUGGGGUGGGGGUCUGGAUUGGGCUGAAAUGGAAUGGGAGCAGUCAGUGGCAGUGGUCUCUGGCUGAUGAGGGAUUCUAUGGAGAGAAUGAAACCAAGUUCUGGAACUGGGAUAUUGGGCAGACAGACAGCAGGCCAGGUGAAGACUGUGGGUGCAUUGACCAGGAGGGGAAAUGGCACAAUUGCACGUGCACUAAACGCUGUGGCUUCAUUUGCUACAAUGAGACAAAUUCCACUCAUCCCUAUGUGCUGUUUAAAGAAGAGAAAAACUGGACAGAAGCUCAGAGAUACUGUAGAGAGAAACACACCGACCUGGCCAGUGUGAGGAACCAGACAGAGAAUGACGAGAUCAAAGAGCUAGUUAGCAGCAGACCAGGAAACCCGACCACUGGUACCACACUCUUCUGGAUCGGCCUGUUCAGAGAUGCCUGGGAGUGGUCAGAUGGCAGCAACUCCACCUUUCGCAACUGGAGAGCAGGAGAACCCAAUGGUGGUAACACAGAUCAAUACUGCACUCAGAUUUUGAAUUUGAAAUUGGAUUUUGGAUUGUGGAAUGAUGUGGGCUGCCAUAAUAACGCUACAUUCAUCUGCGAAGACAAGCUGGUCCUGGUUCAUCAGAACAAGACCUGGAUGGACGCUCUGCAGCACUGCAGACAGCACCAUGUGGACCUGGUGUCUGUGUCCUCUGAGAAGAUGCAACGCUGGGUGGAGGGGUGGGCCAAAGGAGCCUCAUCUCCUCUUGUGUGGCUGGGCUUGCGUCACUCCUGCACCUUUGGCUUUUGGUUCUGGGUCAAUGGAGACUCUGUCUGCUACGACAACUUUGCCUCAAAUGAGCAGAGAAAUCCACAGUGUGCAGGGGGAAAUACGCAGCAACAACAUGAGGCCUCAGGUGCUCCUCAGUCCAAAGAGGCGGCGGACACGACACACUGCAAAGUCUUCCCUGACAUCAUCUGA